This is a messenger RNA of Lontra canadensis (Northern American river otter), 2605 nucleotides long. RefSeq names its product acyl-CoA synthetase long chain family member 1 (gene ACSL1). Lineage: Eukaryota; Metazoa; Chordata; Mammalia; Carnivora; Mustelidae. Gene Ontology annotation, biological process: long-chain fatty acid metabolic process; long-chain fatty-acyl-CoA biosynthetic process; very long-chain fatty acid metabolic process. The record is from RefSeq and is a predicted model, not a curated record. Gene Ontology annotation, cellular component: membrane; endoplasmic reticulum. Gene Ontology annotation, molecular function: arachidonate-CoA ligase activity. Bases 154 to 2328 code for a protein of 724 amino acids. The transcript is spliced from 22 exons.
UGGGGCGCAGCCAGGGAGCCGCGGCUGUACGGCGGCGCCCUUAAAUAGCAUCCGAGCGGGCGCUGAACAGGCAGUGGGCUGUGGUGACAGCUGGCGGCGAAGCGGCCGGUCAGCCGAGGAGAGUUCAGCUUAGGGAGCGACCAUCACGGGACGAUGCAAGCCCACGAGCUAUUCCGGUAUUUUCGAAUGCCAGAGCUGGCUGACUUCCGACAGUACGUUCGCACACUGCCGACCAACACGCUCAUGGGCUUUGGAGCUUUUGCCGCCCUCACCACCUUCUGGUACGCCACGAGGCCCAAAGCCCUGAAGCCACCAUGCGACCUAUCCAUGCAGUCUGUGGAGGUGCCGGGUAGCGAUGGCGCUCGGAGAUCCCCGCUGCUGGAUAGCGAUGAGCCCUUGGUGUAUUUCUACGAAGAUGUCAGAACUUUGUACGAAGGCUUCCAGAGAGGCAUCCAGAUUUCAAAUAACGGCCCUUGUUUAGGCUCUCGGAAGCCAGACCAGCCCUACGAAUGGCUUUCAUACAAACAGGUUGCCGAGAUAGCCGAGUGUGUGGGCUCAGCGCUCCUCCAGAAGGGCUUCAAGCCUUCCCCGGAUCAGUUCAUUGGCAUCUUCGCUCAGAACAGACCUGAGUGGGUGAUCAUUGAACAAGGAUGUUUUGCUUACUCUAUGGUGGUUGUUCCCCUCUAUGAUACCCUUGGAACAGAAGCAAUCACCUACAUAGUCAACAAAGCUGAACUCUCUCUGGUUUUUGUUGACAAGCCAGAGAAGGCCAACCUCUUAUUAGACAGUGUAGAAAACAAGUUAACACCAUGCAUUAAAACCAUCGUCCUCAUGGACUCCUAUGGCAUCGAUCUGUUGGAACGAGGCAAAAGAUGUGGCGUGGAAAUCAUCAGUAUGAAGGCGUUGGAGGACCUGGGAAGAGCCAACAGACAGAGGCCCAAGCCUCCAGCACCUGAAGAUCUUGCAGUCAUUUGUUUCACCAGUGGAACUACAGGCAACCCCAAAGGAGCACUGAUCACUCAUGGAAAUAUAGUGAGCGAUUGUUCAGCUUUUGUGAAAGUCACCGAGAAUACAGUCAAUCCUUCCCCAGAUGAUACUUUGAUAUCUUUCUUGCCUCUCGCCCAUAUGUUUGAAAGAGUUGUAGAGAAAGUACUUGCCUUGAAUGCCAGUGACAUACACAUUUCGUUUUUACCACUUGCACACAUGUAUGAGCAACUGAUGCAGUGUGUAAUGCUGUGUCAUGGAGCUAAAAUAGGAUUUUUCCAAGGAGAUAUCAGGCUGCUUAUGGAUGACCUCAAGGCACUUCAACCCACAAUCUUUCCUGUGGUCCCCAGACUGCUGAACCGGAUGUUUGACCGAAUUUUUGGGCAGGCAAACACCACGCUGAAACGGUGGCUGCUGGACUUCGCCUCCAAGAGGAAAGAAGCAGAGCUCCGCAGUGGCAUCAUUAGAAACAACAGCUUGUGGGACAGACUGAUCUUCCACAAGAUACAGUCGAGCCUGGGAGGAAAAGUCAGGCUGAUGAUCACAGGAGCCGCGCCCGUGUCCGCCACUGUGCUGACGUUUCUGAGAGCCGCGCUCGGCUGUCAGUUUUAUGAAGGCUAUGGACAGACCGAGUGCACCGCCGGCUGCUGCCUGACUGUGCCUGGGGACUGGACAGCAGGCCAUGUUGGCGCUCCAAUGCCUUGCAACCUUGUAAAACUCGUGGACGUGGAAGAGAUGAACUACUUGGCUUCCAAGGGCGAGGGCGAGGUGUGUGUGAAAGGGCCAAAUGUAUUUAAAGGCUACUUGAAGGACCCAGCAAAAACAGCAGAAGUUCUGGACAAAGACGGCUGGUUACACACGGGGGACAUUGGAAAGUGGCUUCCCAAUGGUACCUUGAAGAUCAUCGACAGGAAAAAGCACAUAUUCAAACUGGCACAGGGAGAAUACAUAGCACCUGAGAAGAUCGAGAACAUCUACGUGCGGAGUGAGCCUGUCGCUCAGGUGUUUGUCCACGGAGAAAGCUUGCAGGCAUUUCUCAUAGCAAUUGUGGUACCAGAUGUUGAGACAUUAUGUCCCUGGGCCCGAAAGAAAGGAUUCGAAGGUUCCUUUGAAGAACUGUGCAGGAACAAGGACGUCAAAAAAGCCAUCCUGGAGGACAUGGUGAGGCUUGGGAAGGAUUCUGGCCUGAAGCCAUUUGAACAGGUCAAAGGCAUUAGUCUUCACCCUGAAUUAUUUUCCAUCGACAACGGCCUCCUGACCCCAACGAUGAAGGCGAAACGGCCCGAGCUUCGGAAUUAUUUUAGGUCACAGAUAGAUGAACUUUAUUCCACCAUCAAAGUUUAAUGCGAGGACGAAGCCACCCACCUCCGCCGUCUCCUGGAGCUGCUGGCCUUCACGGCGGUAAUCUUGACUAGAGCACACAUAGGAAAGGGAGCGCCCAUGUUUGACUUGUGCAUUCGGGGUUCUCGUCAUAGGAACAUUAGAGGAAAUGGAACACUGCCUUACAGUCACCUCCUGUUGCAGACCGUGUUUAUGGUGAUACACAAUUUCCUAAAUGAGCCUUAAAAUUGUCAAGGGGAAACUAUCCGUGGGCUAAGUUAUUUGAAACUUCCUCGGUAUU